AUGAACAUGUAUACUCACGAUGGUGCAUCUGUGGGAGGCGGUUUCGAGCUUUCAGAGCCAUCCUACUAUAGACCUGUUCCAGUGAGUCGUCCAAAGCUAGUCGCUGCACUUUACGAAUAUGCGGUGUCUCCGGAUAUCCCUAUCAAAUUCGGCAUGCGUGUAGUCAAUUACGAAGAAUCAGACGAAACAGGAGGAGGAACAGCUAUCACCGACAAGGGAUAUCGUUUCGAAGUAGAUAUCGUUAUUGCUGCUGAUGGCAUAAGAUCAAAAGCCGAGAAGAUAAUGACGGGAAAGCACAUUGAGGCCAUCAGUAGUGACUGGUCAAUCUACAGAGUCACGCAUCCCACCAACAUCCUUCAGCAAAUUUCUUUUCUUGCUAAAGCAUAUUCUUUCCAAGACAGCGAUCGUGACUACUGUGAGGUCUUCAUUAGCCCUGAAGGUCAGGCAAUUGUGCUGAUAUCUCGCGAGCUGACCACUUGGAUUUUUAAACAUGUGGAUCCAGAGCAGGCUGAAGAAACUUGGUCUACCCGGCUUAAUGCCUCAGAUGCUUUGAAAUCUCUUGAGGACACAGGUCUUGAAUGGGAUAACAAAGCAUUAGCCGUGAUAUCGCAGACUCCACCAAACACCGUUGUCGACUACAAGGUGACUUGGAGGGAUCCCAAUCCUGUUUGGACUUCACGGCUGGGUCGAGUGGUGAAGAUCGGAGAUGCAGCCCACUCGAUCAUACCAAACUCCUCCAAUGGUGCUCCUCAGGCCAUGGAAGACGGCCAAUCCUUAGCCGCAUGCCUGAGGCUCUUUGACAAGCACAAUAUAACUCUUGCUACGCGAAUGCACACUAAGCUACGGUUUGAACAGACCUCUUGUGCCCAGAAGAAUGGAUUUAAGAAUAGAGAGAAGUGGGAAAAUGACAUUGAGGAGGCGCGGAAAAAUCCUUUGCUACCGCUCGGUCAAUUGGCCGUUGGCUUAGUGACCACGAUCCCGAGCAAUACGUCUAUGACAACUGGUGAUCAUGCUUGA
Molecule: messenger RNA, 1017 nt
Organism: Exophiala aquamarina CBS 119918
Lineage: Eukaryota; Fungi; Ascomycota; Eurotiomycetes; Chaetothyriales; Herpotrichiellaceae
Exons: 3
Coding region: 1-1017 (338 amino acids)
Biological process (GO): secondary metabolite biosynthetic process
Molecular function (GO): monooxygenase activity; FAD binding
Source: RefSeq, a predicted model, not a curated record